CAACACAACAACACGCAAGACAACAACAGUACAGUGGUACGAUGGCAAAGAGAGGGACUGAAAGCGGGUCAAGUCCUGAUACCGGUAGGGGCAGCAAGAAGUUCAAGACGAAGAAGGAACCAUCACCGCCGGGCUUACUGAAAGAAGCAGGAGAUGCGGAAGUGGAAGUGGAAGGCAACAAAGAGCAGAAGCAAAAGUUUAUCGAGAAGUACAGCCACGUUGUUGAUCAGCUCGUUCGGUUCACCUUUAACACUGUGAACACCACUGCUGCUGAACGCCAGGAUGUUUGCAAGGCGGCUAUUCUUUUCAUGCGACGGGGGCCCAACGUCGCCCCCGGAGCCUUGCCUGUUGGAUUCGCAGGAGUUGCGGGGCUGGCAUUUGUGGGGGACCCUGCGAACGAACCCACCGAGAUUCGAUUCUCGGGGGCCCAGCAAGUUGCAAAUUGGAUCGCUGAUGCACAAGCUCGUGGCUAUGCUGCUGGAGUUGGGGUAGUCCGAUUUACGGUUGAACUCACCUCAGACAAUGGCGGUCACUGGUCUGCUCCUUUUGAAGUGUUGCGUUUUAAAGUUGUAAUAUUGUGGGAUGGGAGAUGCAUUUUAAUCUUUGGAGAAAUUGAAUUUUUGGCUUGCAUUGUCUUUUAAAGAUAUCAGAGUCAAGUCCAUGUACCUGAUACAAGUGUUCGGAACUAGUUGCAGAAUUGGUAGUUUGA
Molecule: messenger RNA, 709 nt
Organism: Seminavis robusta
Lineage: Eukaryota; Bacillariophyta; Bacillariophyceae; Naviculales; Naviculaceae
Source: the annotation of a GenBank genome assembly